AUGUACGCUUUCAACAACGAAGGUUAUAUUAGUCACAGGAGAACAAAGGAGCUGUCAGCGAAAUACUGGAACCAGCAUUUUAGUGGCGUCAAAAAAUUAUUUCAUGCAACAGCUACACGAAGCGUUCAACGAUUAAGAAAAAAGAAAGAUGAGGAAACAAUUGCAGAAUAUCAAGCAAGGAACAGACAUCUUUCAAUGCCGCUUCCACCAUGUCAUCGUUGCAUUAAGUGUAACUUACAACAAAACAUGAACUUCGUCAAAUCGGUAUUCAACAUUCUCUGA
Molecule: messenger RNA, 282 nt
Organism: Loa loa (African eye worm)
Lineage: Eukaryota; Metazoa; Nematoda; Chromadorea; Rhabditida; Onchocercidae
Exons: 2
Coding region: 1-282 (93 amino acids)
Source: RefSeq, a predicted model, not a curated record